UGGACCUGGGAGAAGCCGCAGCCGUGCCUCAAACAGCCUUGGGACUCUCUGCCUCCACGACAGGGCCAAGGCUAUGCAGCCCUAGGGGUCUGAGUCUCCCCCAUACCCAUUAAGAGGCCAGAAGUUUUGGGUUCGAGGCUCGGCCCCAGAGUGACCUGAACUAGUCACAGUCCCCGCACUCUCAUCUUGAGGAGGGUCACGCAGCACAAUGCCAGCUCUGCCCCUGGACCAACUGCAGAUCACCCACAAGGACCUGAAGACAGGGAAGCUGAGGACUUCACCAGCGCUGCACCCUGAGCAGAAGGCAGACCGGUAUUUUGUGUUAUACAAACCGCCCCCUAAAGACAACAUUCCUGCCCUAGUGGAGGAGUACCUGGAACGCGCCACCUUCGUAGCCAAUGACCUCGACUGGCUCCUGGCCUUGCCUCACGAUAAAUUCUGGUGCCAGGUCAUCUUCGAUGAGACCCUGCAGAAGUGUCUGGACUCCUACCUGCACUAUGUCCCCAGAAAGUUCGAUGAGUGGGUGGCCCCAGCCCCUGAGGUUGUUGACAUGCAGAAGCGCCUCCAUCGAAGCGUUUUUCUCACCUUCCUCCGAAUGUCCACUCACAAGGAAUCCAAAGAUCACUUCAUUUCCCCCUCUGCAUUUGGAGAAAUCCUCUACAAUAACUUCCUGUUUGACAUCCCAAAGAUCCUGGACCUCUGCGUGCUCUUUGGAAAAGGCAACUCGCCACUGCUCAAGAAGAUGAUAGGAAACAUCUUUACCCAGCAGCCAAGUUACUAUAAUGACCUGGAUGAAACCAUGCCCACCAUCCUUCAGGUCUUCAGCAAUAUCCUCCAGCACAGUGGUUUGCAAGGGGACGGGGCCAGCGCCACACCACAGAAGCUUGAAGAGAGGGGCCGGUUGACGCCCAGUGACAUGCCCCUCCUGGAAUUAAAGGACAUUGUUCUCUACCUCUGUGAUACCUGCACUACGCUCUGGGCCUUUCUGGAUAUCUUCCCUUUGGCUUGCCAAACCUUCCAGAAACACGACUUCUGUUACAGACUUGCUUCCUUUUAUGAAACAGCAAUUCCUGAGCUGGAGUCUGCAAUUAAGAAGAGGAGGCUUGAAGACAGCAAGCUGCUAGGUGACCUAUGGCAGAGGCUGUCCCAUUCCAGAAAGAAGCUACUGGAGAUUUUUCAUACCAUCCUGAAUGAGAUCUGCCUUCUCCCUGUCCUAGAAAGCAGCUGUGACAGCAUUCAGGGCUUCAUUGAGGAAUUCCUUCAGAUCUUCAGCUCUUUGCUGCAGGAGAAGAGGUUCCUCCGGGACUACGAUGCGCUCUUCCCUGUGGCCGAUGAUGUCAGCUUGCUGCAGCAGGCCUCGUCAGUCUUAGAUGAGACACGGACUGCCUACAUCCUCCAGGCAGUUGAGAGUGCGUGGGAAGGGGCAGACCGACAGAAAGCCACAGGUGCUAAAGACCCGCCAGUGGCCGAGGAUCUUAAUGGGGUUGUGGCAACAGCGGAGCCAGGUGGACUGGCAUCGCAUCCGGAGAACUCGGAGCGAGUGGAGCUCUCUCCACAGUGCUUGGGGGCAGCUGCUGCCCUGGGCCCCGCCGUGUGUGGUGUGGAGCUGGACUCACUCAUCUCCCAAGUGAAAGACCUGCUCCCGGACCUCGGGGAGGGCUUCAUCCUGGCCUGCCUGGAGCACUAUGGCUAUGACCCGGAGCAGGUGAUCAACAACAUCCUGGAGGAGCGGCUGGCCCCUGCCCUCAGCCAGCUGGACCGCAGCCUAGACAGACAGGUGAAGCCAGACCCAACGCCUCUGCUGACUUCUCGUCACAACGUCUUCCAGAACGACGAGUUUGACGUGUUCAGCAGGGACUCAGUGGACCUGAGCCGGGUACACAAGGGCAGGAGGAAGGGGGAGAGCACACGGAGCCUGGUGAACGACAAGCGAGAGGUGGUGGCUCAGCGGCAACGCUAUGAGCAGUACAGUGUGGUGGUGGAAGAGGUGCCACUGCAGCCAGGUGAGGGCCUGUCCUACCGUGGUGAUGACUAUGAGGAUGAGUAUGAUGACACGUAUGAUGGCAAUCAGGUGGGCGCCAACGAUGCUGACUCUGAUGAUGAGCUCAUCAGCUGCAGGCCCUUCACCAUCCCUCAAGUGCUAAGAACCAAAGUGCCUGCAGAAGGGCAAGAGGAGGAUGACGAGGAGGAGGAUGAAGCUGAAGAGGAGGCCCCCAAGCCCGACCACUUUGUGCAGGACCCUGCGGUGCUGCGGGAGAAAGCAGAAGCCAGGCGCAUGGCCUUCCUCGCCAGGAAGGGGUACCGGCAUGACAGCUCGACAGCGGUGGCCGGCAGCCCCCGGGGCCACGGGCAGAGCCGUGAGACAACGCAGGAACGCAGGAAGAAGGAAGCUAACAAGUCCACACGAGCCAAUCACAACCGGAGGACCAUGGCCGACCGCAAAAGAAAUAAAGGCAUGAUUCCAUCCUGAGGCCGCCACGUCAGGGCCAGAUGGGAGGCAGCGGUACCAAGCCCACCAGGCUGCAAUUUCUGUAGCCUGAGGCCUCCUCACCAGGACCCCAAGUUCAACUCGACCCCUCGACAGCCUCAGCUUUGCAGUCCCUGAGAAGGCCACCUCGUCCACCUGCCAAGUGUGAGCACCUUUGUCAGAACACACAGUGCCUUAUCCCACAGCAGAGGAAUCCAUGGGGCCAGCAAGCAGGCGAAAGGGAUGGGGACAGAGCCCCAAGGCAAGCCCCCCAGACCUUGUGCAGCAAGACACCACUCCCCUUUUUCCCUGGACGCCAGGAAACCUGUAUAUUCAAAAACAAAAACAAUAAAAGGCCUGCAGAUAAAGUGUUUAACCCUUUUAAGCAAUCACCCAUGAUGUGCUCUUGACCCAUUUCCCACUGUCCCAUCCAUUCUUCAGUGACAGCCACUGUCUGGAAAGGAAGAGGGCCAGAUGUCGCCGUGUUCUUCUCACGAACAUUUCAUGCCUGCCUCUCAUUGCGACCCUUCCUGACUCGGCUCCGCCUUGCUGUGUGUCCCUGAGAACAGCACUCCCUCCUCUGAACCUCCAGUCCCUGCUUGUGGAAGGAAGGACUCAGGUUGUGAGGUGUGUCAUCUCAUUUAGUCACCGCCACCUCCACCUGAGGGUGUGGGCACUGCUGUCAGCCCGAGUACCGAUGAGGCAGGCGAGGCACCGAGAACUGAAGGUGCCUGCCCAGGCCCCAGCUAGGAAGUGGGGGAGCAGGGAGGGACACUCAGUCUGACCCUGGCCUUCAUCGGGCCCUAGACCCCCGUGGGCAGUGUCACCCCCGUCUCACCAGGCCUGAGGACAGUUGGCCAGCGGCAGAGCCAGCACCAGAACUCAGCGUUGCCUGGUUGCAUGAACACUCAUAUCCUGCAGAAUCGAGGGGUCGGAGAGCAGAAGAAACAAGUGAGGAUGUUACUGCCAAGCCCUGUUUGAGUGGGACUUGGGCCUAGUCCCUCGGUCCCCUCCCAGGCAGGGCCAACUGGCUCCUGGUGCGGCGGCAGCUGCCAGGCAUCCCGAUUCCUGGGCUCCCCAGAGCGUUGCUGAACAAUGGAGGGUCAAUGGUGGGGCACUUGCUGGGUGAUCCUAGCACAGCCCGGCCUGCAGUCCAUCAGUGGGAAGCCAGGGCCCCUGCCCAGCUGGACCUUGACAAAUCACUUUAGUGGUUAGCACAAUUUCUUUGCAUGUAGUUAGGAUGGGCGUCUGAAGCGGCGAGGCAGACAGGCCCGUGAUGAAUUGUUUUUUUUAGGUCAGCCUGCACAAGUGAAAAUCAAUAGCAAUUCUUCUGUGUGAAGCCGGUUCUCCUGGCGCAUUGGAGAUGCCGAGCAGAUAUGGGGGUGGUGUCCUCGGCUCGCGCUGCCGGAUUAGCUGAGAUCAGGCCCGGGGUCAGCCAUUCUGACAGGCAGCAGGAAGACUCUCUUUCCUCCCGUAGGCAUUUGCCAGGGCAGGGGCAGAGGCCACUCUCCUCUGUCACUGAGCUCUUCAGACCCAGCUCUUGUCCGUGCGGCGAAGGGAGGCGGGCUGCUGGAGCUGCUGGGCUUUACUAGUCAUACCUGUUACUGGUCAUAUGGCCCCUCUCACUUUCACUGUGUCAUCUGUACCUCCUGACCACCCAGGCUGGUGUUCAGGCCUCACAGCUUUCUGGUCUAAAGGACUUGAGAAGACAAGUGAUUUUUUAAAAUUUCCCGGAAUGUCAUGCCAGGGCAGAUUAAGUCUCCCUGAGGAAUGGCAUCCUUGCUUGUUUCAGACCUUGAGGACACCCUUUCAGGGAUGCUUUGAAAACAGCUCUGGGGCCAUCCAGGAUGGUGCUGGUGGGCACAGCCCUUCCCCUCUGGGAGUCAGUUUUCCCAUCUGCCGAGUGGGUGUGUUGGACCAGAUGCAUGCUUUCCUCUCGGUGCCCAUUAAAUCCUCUGAGGAGGCCCCAAGGUUUUAGAUGGACGAUGGCAGAAGCGCAACAAGUGAAGUGGAGUGGGGGCCCGGAACCCUGCCCACUGGCUCACUGGGGCCCACCACCCCUACUACCGUUCCUAAGCAGGAGCGUGCCAAGUGCCUCCUCUGUUCCCUGGCAGAGAACAUGACCGUGGCAGGCAUUUCCCAGGAAGCUUUUAAGACCUUGUGCCUCUGAGAGAACUUAAGACUCGUCUUUGUUUCUGGUCCAUGAGCGGCAGUGAUGGUGACCGUGUUUGUUUGAACAGUGCUUCUGUGCCUCUCCGAGUGGGUGGACAGAGCCCGUCAUUGUUUACAGAAGGGAGCCAGGAGCACAGGGAGUAACUUGCCCACAGCCCAUGGCAAGCUAGCGGCAGAGCCCGGAUGCAGAUCCUGUCUGAGUGGCCCGCUUAGACAGGCAGGCGCAGUCUGGAAGAGCACGCUCAUUGUGAAGAAGCUGCCUGCCCCUGUUACACAAGGCGCGUGGGGUAAAUAAUACAGAGAGGGAAACAAAAAUAAAAGUAAAUCCACCAAAAAUGCAGGGGGUGUUGGGAAGCGCCCCUUUAAAUGAUGUCAGUGAAGACUUACCAGCCUUGAGGACACCCUUAGUUCCCCACCACAUGGGAAACUAAAUAUUCAAGAAUAAUUCUUUUUAAGUUUGAAAGCAGAAAACAUGAUGAUGUUGCACCAUGGCUGUGAAAAUAUUAAAGAAAGAUUUAGCUUAUAGACCAAAUCUGGAAGGGAAUGCACGUAAAUGAAAAUGGUGAGACCACAGUGAUUUGUAAUGAGAAUAAAAGCAACUGCCGAGUA
Phyllostomus discolor (pale spear-nosed bat) is the source of this 5248-nucleotide messenger RNA. RefSeq names its product activating signal cointegrator 1 complex subunit 2 (gene ASCC2). NCBI's taxonomy places the organism in Eukaryota, Metazoa, Chordata, Mammalia, Chiroptera, Phyllostomidae. Gene Ontology annotation, biological process: regulation of DNA-templated transcription. Gene Ontology annotation, molecular function: ubiquitin binding. The transcript is spliced from 20 exons. Bases 209 to 2470 code for a protein of 753 amino acids. The record is from RefSeq and is a predicted model, not a curated record.